UCGUUGGAUGUAUUUUGACAAGCAGCAGUGGGAGGUUUUGGCUGUUUAACUGCGUAAGGGGUCGACAUACCUUGAUAUACAAAAACAAAUGGGGAAGGACAGGAAUUUUUCCCGACACUUUCGGAUCUUCAUCCCCAAGAAGCACCGGCCGCGGUUCGAUGAGGUGGUGUCUCAAAGCCUGAUCAACCGGAUCUGCCAUGGGAAGAGCUUCACCGAGCACAGCCAGAGCCGCCUGCACCGCAGCCGCAGCGAGGACCACCAUGAGCGGCUACUGGUGUCCACCCGGGCCAGCUCCGUGCCACGCUCCGGAGAGGAAAACGCUGCUGGCAAGGGCUUGAGAAAGACUGCCUCUCUCGUCGCAGGCAGCUCGGGGGCCUCGGUUAACCGGAGGACGGUGCGUGUAUACAAAGGCAACAAGAGUUUUGGAUUUACAUUAAGGGGACAUGCUCCAGUGUGGAUUGAUUCAGUCAUUCCAGGUAGCCCAGCAGAGAAAGCUGGUCUCAAACCUGGAGACCGCAUAUUAUUUCUUAAUGGACUAGACAUGAGAAACUGUUCCCACGAGAAGGUGGUGUCCAUGCUGCAGGGAAGUGGUGCCAUGCCAACCCUAGUGGUGGAGGACGGACCUGCUAACAUUGUCAUGGACCCUGAGCCGGAAGAGUCCCCCGCCGACUCCCACUCCCUUGCUCUCAGAUCCCUGCAGUGGGUGGCGGAGAUCCUACCCUCCAGCAUCAAGGUGCAGGGUCGAACUUUUAGUCAGCAGCUGGAACACCUGCUCACCCACCAGGAGAGCUACACCAUCUGCAAGGCUCUGGAGGGCUUCUUCCAGCACAGGAAUGUGGACACGCUGAUUGUGGACGUGUUCCCAGUGCUGGACACUCCGUCCAAACAGGUGAUCUGGCAGUUCAUCUACCAGCUACUGACCUACGAAGAGCAGGCGCACUGCCAGCAGAAGAUCGUCCGCUUCCUGGGGUACAAGUCUGCCAUAGCGACUGGGGAGACUGGGGAACAGGCCCCCGAAACGCAGCCGCGCAGCAGUUCAGUCCGUGUGUCAUCCAGCCGCAGGGAGAGGGGUAGCGUCCGAGCACGUGCACCUGAGGAGGGGACAGUAGGGGGCCACACUGACCCCGGGGAAGUGGGGAUGAGACUGGCCCCUGGAGAAAGGCAGUCUGGAGACGGGACGUCACUUCCACAGACACCCAACCUCAAAAACAUGUCUGCAGUGUACACAGAGCUGGAAAGCAGCUACACAGGGAAGAAGAUGAAGUCCGCUCAGAACCGGGCCUCUCCGGUGCCAGACCAGCUGGCAAACACAGUUACUGGACUGCAGCAUUCCCCCAUUGCAUUGGCUAACUCAGGGAAUCGGAAGUCAGGCCUGUCUCCGUCCUGGCAGGAGCCAGCGGCCUCUCCACAGUGUCGCUGCUACCCUCACAACCUCCCAUCCCCAAGCAGCGCUGAGUCAAACCCCUACGCCAGCCUGGACAGCCCACUGCCCUCCCCCCAGCCCCUGGAGUACACCACCAGCCCCCUGUCCCGCCGAAAGAAGCUCUUCACCUUUUCACGGCCCCCCCGCAGUCGUGACACAGACAAGUUCCUGGAUGCCCUGAGCGAGCAGCUCGGACACCGCGUCACCAUCGUCGACGACUUCCUGUCGCCCAAGAACGACUACGAGGAGUUGGAUUUCCAGGAUGAGCAUGAGGCCAGCUUCCUCUCCCAUGACCUGGACAGUGCAAGCGAGUAUGUGAGCAGCAGCGAGGAUGGCUCCCUGAACUACUCCUCCUCCUCGGACCACAUCCCCCCUCCGCCCCAGAGCCCCCCGCCCCUGCCACCCAUCCACUUUCAUGACUCCAAGCCUGAGACACUGAACCGAGAUAUGAACAGGAGCCUUCCUCUACCCCCACCCCCACCACCGCCACCGCCACCGCCAAGCAAACCCAGCCUGCCUCAGACACACCACGCCAUUCAUUCUCUUCACUCUAGUCACCUCAAUCCAGCUCACCUAACCAAUCAGAAUCUUCACCAUAGUCACCCCAAUCCAGUUCACCACACCAAUCAGAAUCUUCACCCUAGUCACCCCAAUCCAGUUCACCACACCAAUCAGAACCUUCACCCUAGUCUCCCCAAUCCAGUUCACCACACCAAUCAGAAUCUUCACCCUAGUCUCCCCAAUCCAGUUCACCAUACCAAUCAGAAUCUUCACCCUAGUCUCCCCAAUCCAGUUCACCACACCAAUCAGAACCUUCACCCUAGUCUCCCCAAUCCAGUUCACCACACAAAUCAGAACCUUCACCCUAGUCUCCCCAAUCCAGUUCACCACACCAAUCAGAACCUUCACCCUAGUCUCCCCAAUCCAGUUCACCACACCGAUCAGAACCUUCUCCUUGGUCAUCCCAAUCCAGCUCACCUACUAACCAAUCAGACUCUUCACUCUGGUCACCCCAAUCCAGCUCACCAGACCAAUAAUCCCAAUCCUCCCAGUCACUCAAAUUUGACCCACCACUCCAAUCAGAUCAAUACCACACACUACUCCAGUCAGACCACUCAUGCCAACCACUCCAAUCCAACCCACCGCCCCAACCAGACCACUCACCCCAGUCAGUCCCAUCUCUCUAACCAAUCCAAUCAAGUGCCACCGCCUCCUCCACCCCCUCCUCCCCCCUGCGGACCCCCACCCCUCCCUCGGGCUUUUCAUCGUCGCAGCGAGUCCAGCCACAUGAGCGUCAAGCGUCUGCGGUGGGAGCAGGUGGAGAAGUCAGAAGGGACCAUCUGGGGUCAGCUUGGAGAAGACUCUGACUAUGACAAACUAAGUGACAUGGUAAAGUAUCUGGACCUGGAGUUGCACUUUGGAACACAAAAGACUGCAAUUUCUCUUCCAGAGCCAACCUUCUUACCCGAGUUUAAAAAGAAAGACGUGGUCGAAAUUCUCUCUCGUAAAAAGGCGUAUAACACAUCUAUCCUGAUUGCGCACCUGAAGCUGUCCCCAGCUGAGCUGCGUCAGAUCCUGAUGACGAUGGUCAACGACCGCCUGGAGCCGUCACACAUCAAGCAGCUGCUGCUGUACGCCCCUGAUGAAGAGGAGGUCAAGCAGUACCAGCAGUACACGCAGGGCCCCAGCAAGCUCAGUGAGCCAGACCAGUUUGUUAUGCAGAUGCUGUCGGUGCCAGAGUAUAAAACCCGUCUGCGAAGUCUUCACUGUAAGACAACUCUGCAGGAGAAGACAGAGGAGAUGAAGGCUGGGUAUGAGUGCAUCUACAACGCCUCACUGGAGCUGAAGAAUAGCAAGAAACUCGCCAAGAUACUGGAGUUUGUGUUGGCCAUGGGAAACUAUCUCAACAAUGGACAGCCAAAAACCAAUAAAACCACAGGAUUUAAAAUCAAUUUUCUCACAGAGCUGAGUACUACAAAAACAGUAGAUGGGAAAUCAACUUUCCUGCACAUUCUUGCCAAAUCACUGGGCCAACACUUUCCUGAACUUCUGGAUUUUGCCAAGGACCUAACCACAGUGCCCCUUGCUGCCAAAGUUAACCACAGAACAAUCACAGCUGACCUUAUUGACCUUCACACCACCAUACAAGACAUCCGGACUGCCUGCCAGAAAAUGCCUGUGACUGCCGACGACAGGUUUGCCACUGUAAUGAGCGGGUUUCUAGAGAACACUCACCCUGCUGUCCAGUCCCUGGACUCACUGCAGCAGCGAGCGAUAGAAGAGUUCAGCAAAGUGGCCUCCUUCUUUGGGGAAGACAGCAAAGCUACCACAACAGAGGCCUUCUUUGGCAUUUUUGCUGAGUUCAUCAGCAAGUUUGAGAGAGCUUUCAGGGAGAUGAGAGCCACAGAGAACCAGCGCAGUACAAGAAUGAGCUCCCCGCUGGCCUGGUGAUGUCUUUGAAAGAAGUGUGUUGUUCUGGAAAAAAAAAACAUAAAACAAGGAUCUAAGCUCCUUCACCGAAAAGCAAAAAAAUUAAAGACUGAUUGCAAAUUGUAUAAAGAACAGGAGUGAGGUAGAAGCUCACAGACGGAGGCAUUUAAUUGCAUUCUAUCAAGAACAAGUCAUUUAAUCAACACAGUAAAUGUUAAUAAAUUGACGAGAGACUGUACAUGAAGUGUUUACAAUACGGUGUGAAUCUGUGGUGACACUACACCUAGAAUACACACCAAACUCCCUCUCCUCCUCCCCAGACUAAUACAAACAGGACUGUUCAAUUUAAAUGAAAGAAGACAUUACAGGAUAACGCAGGACAAAAUAAGCAGUAAAAAAACAAAUCAAUAAUUAAAUGAUAUGUCACGCAAAAUGAAAACAGUGGAAAUAAAGAAACACUUUUAUCCUAAAGUUUGAAGAAGACAAAAAAGCAACUAUAAUUUAGGUUUAGUUUAAUGAGGCUGCUUACUUGCAGUUUUCUAGUUAAAUAUGUUUAAUUUAUUUUGGGGUUACCUAUGCAAGACCCUAAUGACAUGCAGUACACCUCAUCUGACAACUGCAAGUGGCCACAUCUUACAGGCUAACUUCAGCAUUAAACUUGAGACGAAUUAGACCUUGAAUCAAGCUUUGUAACCACUUGAGGCAACGCCCUGUGUAAACAUUUAUAGAGUACUUGCUGGUCGCCGUCAAUAAUUGAAAUACUUCAGAUUUAUUGUAAAUCUGAUUUUAAAAAAAAAACAUGCAGAGGGUAGAUGGUUUAUUUUGUAUUAUUAUUAUUGCUUGCAUACGAUACCCACAUUGUGUAAAUCUCUCCUUUAUCUGCUCAAAUUGGAGAUUAGAAAUGCUCUGAAAGGGGUGAUAUUGCAGCUUUACAAACCAGUCUAGUGUUAAAACUCCAUGGAUAAGCUAGUUGUUUAAAAUGUGAUUUACUUUAUAAGGUUAAAUCGGUCCACUAAUAAUAUAAUUAUUUUUUUUAGUACAGAACAGUAUGCUUUUUUUAAUUAAUUCUUUGAAUUCUUAGGCUACUGAAAGCAGACAUAUACAUUGCAGUCCUUAAAACCAUUCCUAAUUGCUGUUACUCCCAAACAUAUUUUAAAAUCUGUUUGAGCGAGGAUACUUUAGUUUAUCUUGAGUCAAUAUAACAAGUCGAUCUGUAUAAUUUGUAUGAAUAAAUAACAGCUUGUUCCAAUUGUCAUUUGUUAGAAAGCUGUACAGAAAAAAACCCAGCUACAUAUGUAUGACUGUUAACUGUUUACUGUAAUUUCUACAUAACAUUCUUUUUAAAUGGAUAACUAGACGGCAAUGUGAAGGCGCUUUCUGAAGAGAUGUUAUUUUAUUCAGUGUUUUAUAUUUACUUCUGUGGUUUACAUAACAGAAAUAUUUAGAGAAAUACUUUGGUUCUCCAAAUCCAUAUUUCUGACUUCUCUAGUCCUCUAGGAGUUUGAAUUAGCUUACAUUUUUAGUAAGGAGGUUGCAAUGCUGGAAGAAUCAAUGGGGAGUAAAUUAAUUUUUUCUUUUUUAAAUUAAUUUUUGUAAUUGCUACCUGCAGGGUAGCAAUGAAAUUAUUUUAAUAAGCUACUAAAAUAUAUGACGUUUUAAAAAAAUAUUUGUAUUUACAGCAUUUGCAUCCAGUUACAAAAACAUGAAUAAAUAAACAGAAAGUUGCUAAUGAUUGGUAAUAAAAUUCACACUCCAUGUUUAGGAAUACAAUCUCAAGAAGUUAAGGUUCUCCUGAGUUAGGUAACAUUUAUACUGUAGGUUCUAGGUUGAGAACUUACCUUGUUUUUGUAUUUUUCCUUUCAAAUUUACAUUGGAUCACGAGUCGAUUGAAGAUGCAAGUCUAUAGGAUGACUUCCAGACAAGAUGGUGAACUCAAUUGAGAGUCUUUCUCUUUAAUAGAUACAUUUGUUUACAUUCAGCUAAUAUACAGUACAGGUAUAGAUAUUUCAUGAUUGGCCUGAAUUAAAUCUAAUUGUAUGGGGCUGCCUUAGCUAUACUUUAUAAUGGUCAAUGUUUUGAUGUUUACCUCAUAUGAAUUUAAUAUCAAUGCAACAUGACAACAAUAACACGGGUUUAUAAGUUACAGAUUAGUUUAUUUCAAAUAAUUCUUAAUGCCACUGCCAUAAUUUAAUCUAGGCUGAUGUGUUGAUGUUUACCUCAUCUGAAUUUAACAUCAAUGCAACAAUAACACGGGUUUAUAAAUUACCGAUUAGUUUAUUUCAACUAUUCUAUCUCUGCUCCUUUCAACACAAAUAAAGUUUAUAGUUCAGGAAAACAAAUAGACAAAAUAAAAAAAUAGACUUUAUUGGGCUAGAGAAUAUUAAAACAGCUAUUGUCACUUUUGCAUUAUUAAUUUUAUGAUGUAUUUAUUAAUCGGAGGAUUGUGUGUGCAUGUGUAAAAUAUUAUGUCUAUAGAUUAUUAUUCCUAUUUAUUAAUUUUAUUUAUUUUAGUUUUUCUGUUUAUUUUAAGCUGCUCUGAAUUGGCUUCUGUUUUAGACCUGAAUCAUGCUGCAGCUUGUGGCAUACAGACGAUUCAUUGUUUUGUAUUGUGUACAGCAAUGUUAGCAGCAGAUGCAGACAAUAAAACUCUUUAUGGAUCCUAACGUU
This is a messenger RNA of Acipenser ruthenus (sterlet), 6520 nucleotides long. Its product is annotated as delphilin-like. Bases 89 to 3874 code for a protein of 1261 amino acids. Gene Ontology annotation, molecular function: protein binding. The transcript has 21 exons. NCBI's taxonomy places the organism in Eukaryota, Metazoa, Chordata, Actinopteri, Acipenseriformes, Acipenseridae. The record is from RefSeq and is a predicted model, not a curated record.